Panicum virgatum (switchgrass) is the source of this 772-nucleotide messenger RNA. Its product is annotated as zinc finger protein GIS3-like. The coding region runs from base 9 to 530 and encodes 173 amino acids. The transcript has a single exon. Lineage: Eukaryota; Viridiplantae; Streptophyta; Magnoliopsida; Poales; Poaceae. The record is from RefSeq and is a predicted model, not a curated record.
GCACCAAAAUGGAGAGCAGAGACCACGGCCGCGCCCUCAAGCAGCUGCCGUCAAGGACGCCGGCGGCGGGCCAUAACCUGAGCCUGGCCGGCUGCUUCCCGUGGCCGCCGCCGCAGAGGUCGCUGUCGUCGUCGUCCUACACCUGCGGCUACUGCCGGCGGGAGUUCCGGUCGGCGCAGGCGCUGGGCGGCCACAUGAACGUCCACCGGAGGGACAGGGCCAGGCUCAGGCAGUGCUGCUCGCCGGCGACGUACCCUUCUUCCCUUCCAGGCCCAAGCCUUGCUGCUCCCCACCAGCACAGGGCUCCGCUGCCCAACCUCAACUACUCGCCGCCACACUGCGCCGCCCCCACGGCCGCGGCCGAGCCAGUGAUCUACAGCUUCUUUUCGACGACGACGUCGACGGUCGCUGCGGCGGCCCUUGAGGUGAGCUUGGAGCUGGGGAUUGGAGUCUGCGGCUGCGGCGGCGAGGCCGUGGAGUUGGCGGAGGGGUUGGAUCUUGAGCUCAGGCUCGGAUGUGCCUGGGAGUGAGAUGGAGGCACUUGAUGAGUGUGUCGUUAUGAAGUGUAGUAGAUUGUAGACCAUGCAUGCAUGCCUAUAAUUAUAUGCUAGUUGUUGAUGUAGGGAAUUAACGAACGGUUAAUUGUAGCUGCUCCUAGCUAGCUGUAAAAAGCAUUUAGUAUAGCUAGGAUAAUUCUAGUCUUAUGUGUGUCGUUCUUCCUCCUCCAUGUUCGAACUUAUUAUAUGCAUGAAUGCAUGAUUGACAAGAGUUU